This is a messenger RNA of Myripristis murdjan (pinecone soldierfish), 1126 nucleotides long. RefSeq names its product dynactin subunit 6-like. NCBI's taxonomy places the organism in Eukaryota, Metazoa, Chordata, Actinopteri, Holocentriformes, Holocentridae. Gene Ontology annotation, molecular function: dynein complex binding. The transcript is spliced from 7 exons. The coding region runs from base 77 to 661 and encodes 194 amino acids. Gene Ontology annotation, cellular component: dynactin complex. Gene Ontology annotation, biological process: mitotic spindle organization. The record is from RefSeq and is a predicted model, not a curated record.
GACCAGAGCAAUCCACCUCGAAAAUCUCUAACAGCAGGAAUGAUAAUCAAUUGCCGAUGGUUUACUCGCUGUUAGGAUGUCAGAAGUCAACAAGCAGACUGCACAGAAAUGUGCCAAAAUCGCAGCUGGAGCUGUUGUGUGUGUGGAAAGCGAAAUCAGAGGAGAUGUGACCAUCGGUGCCAGGACGGUCGUCCACCCCAAAGCCCGGAUCAUAGCCGAGGCAGGUCCUAUUAUUAUUGGAGAAGGGAAUCUGAUUGAGGAGCAGGCGCUCAUCAUUAACAGCUAUCCAGAGAAUAUAAUGCCAGACACAGAGGGCGUGGAGCCUAAGGUCAUGACCGUCGGGACCAACAAUGUCUUUGAAGUUGGGUGUGUGUCUCAGGCUUUGAAAAUCGGAGACAACAACGUGAUUGAGUCCAAAGCUGAUCUGGGGAGGAACGUGAUCCUGACCAGCGGCUGUAUCGUCGGCGCGUGCUGCCAGGUGAACACAUGUGAAGCCGUCCCGGAGAACACAGUUAUCUACGGCUCAAACUGCAUCAGGCGCGUGCAGACUGAGAAACCACAGCCUCAGACCCUGCAGCUCGACUUCCUCAUGAAGAUUCUGCCCAACUACCACCACUUGAAGAAGACGGUCAAAGGAAGCACCACGCCUGUCAGAAACUAACUUGAGACCGGCUCAACGUGGCUGACAUCCCCCUGACACCCACGGCAUCUGUGCACAUAUGCACCAGAAGCGCUGGUUUCGGUCUGCUAAGCGCGUCUGACCUUGUACUUGCACUUUCGGCACUCCUCUUAGACUUGUGGACCACUUUAGUUCCCCAACUUCCUGUGUGUUACCUCUAGUCUUAGCACUCACCACCACACAAGUCCAUCUUUAUUCAAUUGCUCCUGCAUAUUAGGAAUACCUCUGUGCUAUAUUUAUUCAGAUUUUAAUUUAAUUUAUUCCAUACCUCUGCCUGUUUUUAUUUUAUUUAUUUAUUUAUUUUUCAUUUUAUUUGGCACUUUUAUCUUCAUUCUAUUCCAAACUUUGCUUACUUCUGUAAUCUUUAAUGAUUUAUUUCCAAAGCUGCAAUUAUGUUACUCAUCUUUAAUUAAAACCAAAUAAAGAAAAUGGUGUUUAAAGUUGUAA